CGAUUUUUUUUUACAAAACUACAUCGAUUAAAAAUCGCGUUACGGUUUAACUUUUCCCUGGUGAAUUCUAAAUAUUACUUCGACAUUCUAAAAAAGGAACAAUCUUUAUGAAUCUGUAGGAAUAUUAUUCUAUAAUACAAUAAAAAUUAAAUGUGUAGUAAGCCAUUGUUCAGAAAUUUUCGUUGUGUUGGACGUAAUUGGGUAAAAAGACCUCUACCUGAACAUCUUUCUAAAUCUCCUGAUGUAAAUUUUGAAUUCACAGUAGCUUCUUACAAUGUUCUAGCAGAUUGCCUCUUGAAGGAGCAUUCUUAUCUAUACAGAAAUGCUCAAAGCAUUAACAGUCCUUGGCUUCUUGAUUGGAAUUAUCGAAAGCAUAAUUUAUUAAAAGAAAUUAUCUAUGCAGAUGCAGAUGUUCUUUGCUUGCAAGAGGUUGAAGAAGAACACUACUACAACUGGUUUUAUCCACGUCUCAAAGAUUUCGGGUAUGAUGGUAUAUACAAAAGGCGUUCAGGUGACAAACGUGAUGGUUGUGCCACCUUUUUUAAAUUGAAUCGUUUUUCUUUUCACAGUAUUGAAUUGCUUGAUUUUUAUCACCCAAAUAUUCCUCUAAUGGAUAGAAACAAUGUUGCCAUUCUUUUAUUUUUAACUCCUCGAUCUAAUCAUGGUAAGAAUAAAUCACCCAUAUGCAUUGGUAAUACUCAUUUACUGUUUAACAAAAAUCGGGGUGACAUAAAGCUUGCUCAGAUUAGCUAUAUUUUUGCUGAAAUUGAUCGUUUAAAAAAAUCUGCCAAGUUUGGUUCAUGUUUCCCUAUGGUUAUUUGUGGGGAUUUUAAUUCUUUACCAUUUAGUCCUCUCUACCAUUUUAUCACCAAAGGUCAGUUAUGUUACAAUAAUAUGAAUAAAGCUGCUUUAUCCGGUCAAAAUGAGUCCUCAUAUGGGUUUAAUACUAAUAAUAUUGUAAAAGAUCCCAUAUUUCCAGAUGCACUAAGACUUACCAGCAACUGUAAGUGGAAACAUGGCAUCAGCCUUAAUGAAUUCCAUUUAGGAGAGAAAAAUGUUGCUCCUAUAGUUGAUAAUCAUAUACAGAAUAAACAAACGAAGCCGUCAGGUGAAUUUUCAGGGGUUUUAUCACAUGACUUUUGUUUAAACAGUUGUUAUAUGCACUAUUUACCUGAUGGAGCUAAAGAAGUGACCACAAGCCACAAUCGUGCUUGUUCUACAGUCGAUUUUAUAUUUUAUUCUUCCAACUCAGAGACGAAGAACUCAAGUUCAUCAAAUAAUUCAGUUCAAAAAAACUUGUGUUUGUCGGGUGUAUUAAGUUUACUUUCAGAAUCUGAUUUAAAGUCAAUGGGACAGCUACCUAAUGGUUUUAUAUCAUCUGACCAUUUGAUGUUAUUGUCUUCAUUUAUUCUUCACUAACAAUUUUUAUAAUUUUUAUUGUUUUGAUUAUUUUUUAAUGUUAACACUGCUAUUAGAUUAUUAAAAUAUUUAGGUUUUAAGUUUUUUAAUAAAAAAUUAAAGAGGUUGUAAGUUUAAAAAAAAAAAAUAAAGUUUUCUUAUGCUUUUUUGUAAUUUUAUUUCAUGACUAAAUACAUUUUAGCUAUAAAAUAUA
Molecule: messenger RNA, 1612 nt
Organism: Hydra vulgaris (swiftwater hydra)
Lineage: Eukaryota; Metazoa; Cnidaria; Hydrozoa; Anthoathecata; Hydridae
Product: protein angel homolog 2
Molecular function (GO): 3'-5'-RNA exonuclease activity
Source: RefSeq, a predicted model, not a curated record